AUGAUCGCUACUGCCCGUCUCCGCGCCACGCAGGGCGCCUGCGACUCCGACGCUACCGGCAGCAGCAGCGGCUCCGGUGAGGAGAGUGAGGCGGACGGCACCGGGCAGCAGCACCUGGCCGCGGCCUCCCCGGGACGUCGCCAUGCAGAGUGCCAGUGGGCCACGGAGAGAGCAGCCAUUAUCUGCCGCUGGACGUGGUUGCAGGCUCAAAUCUCUGAUUUAGAAUAUCGAAUAAGACAGCAGACAGAUAUAUACAAGCAACUUCGUGCUGCCAAGGGUCCAGUAGUCCUUGGUGGUGACCAUCAGCCUGGAAACCUAAUGAAGAAGCAGGACCAGUUGGGUUCUGUGUCACUGGUGACCUCCAGAAAGAAUAAGUGGCUCUCGCCUUCAUCUUCUAUCCCAAGGUGCCCUGCAGGAGAUGCUGUGCCUUCCCGUUUCCUGUAUAAUAUGCAGAAGCAGAGCUCCCAUCUUACACAAUCUUUAAGAAACCCUACAUGUCAAAGGCGUUCCUGCACCCCCAUCAGUGGGUGUCCAGCACCCCUCAGAGCCUGCACCACGUCACCCCGCCAAGUCAACGGAGUGUUUAACUGUUUGCGUACUGGCUCUUCCAGCAGCAGUUCUCUGAUCAGCAUGAACGUGGGGAGAUUUGGCGAACAAAACCCAUUUCAUAGCCUCGUUGCUGUGUCGGACGAUACCUGUGUUGCUGCUAGAAUCCGCCCGGUUUGCAGAUACAAGAGGCGCAAGCUUGUCCGAGCUACCUCGGUGUCUCACUUCAGCAGGAAACUGCUGAAACCUCUCACAGUGAAGUGCAGCUGUGAAUGGCCCAACUCUUGCAUCCUGUGUAGCUGCAAAGCCUCUGUCCAGACAAUAGACCCCGACACCAUGUCCCUAGAAGAGCGCAUAGCCCUCCUGGACUCUGGCUUCCACCCCAUUCUCUCUUUAUCUCAUGGCAACCCUCUCCACUUGCACUUUGAGACCUUAUUAAGAGAAGACAGAUUGCAUAGACUAUUGAGCCAUGAGCUGAAGACUCUGAAGAUGUGCCAUUUUGGAAGGAAAGAUCCAACUACCAGGGUGUUCCCAAAGCUACACUCUUCACUCCUGCUUGCUUCCCGGUCACUGUUCGAAGGGAGAAGGCAGCUUGAAGGAUCAUCCCGUUGCAGCUUCCCUGUUUCCAGUCCUUGGGCCCAUAAAUAUGGUUCCUUGCACCACCCACUGUCUUUGUACCCAGAGACUCCUCCAGCCCCUUCUGCCAGCCAGAUCCCCCUCACUGGCAGCUCCACAAUGCAGUCCUCAAAAAGAAGAAAAGUGGAAUGCUCCUAUGACAUCGAUAACAUUGUGAUCCCAAAGUCAAUGGCAGCUGCCACUCGGGUGGAGAAGCCUCAGUACAAAGAGAUUGUGGUACCAAGCUGGAGGACGGUGGAGCUUGAACUGGAGCCUUUCAAUCAAGCAGACUCUGAGCUGGAGGAUACUUCUGAUGAGGUGUACUCCAGUCAUCACUCCAAAUAUGAAGAUCUUGAACGAGCCCGCUGGGAUUCCUGGGCAACAGUUCCUUCCCACAAGCGAGGAGGCAGGUCCUCCAACAAAGCAGACAGCCGAUGGGCCAGGCAGCCUCAGCCAGCAUCUCCAGUUACUGGAUUUAAUUGCCUUAACGAUCUGUGUGUGCACUGUUUGACCAGCUCACACGGCUUUGAGACUUGUAGUGGUUUGCAAGCCCUCUCUGUUCAUGGUCAGACCAGAAUGGUGCUGUCUUGCAGUGAGUCUUCCCUGGAAAUGCUGUAUGCAGCAAUGCAGAAUGUACAGCCUUGGGAGCCUCGCAUGUUUCCACUUUCAGAUUCUGCCUACCAGGAUCUUCUCCAGCACCCAACUGCAGACGUCUGUGACCAGGCUGGUGUUCAGCCCUGGGUCUCUAGCAAUAAGCCAGGCAUCAGGCCUUCCUCCAGAGACACUGUCAUACCCGCCUUCACGGGGACACAGUUUUCAGAUGCACACCUGCAAACAGCAAUAAAAGCAUAGAGGAAUUCAGUCUGGCACUGUGCUCAGGAAAGCUUGCCAGCAAUCAUUAACCUGACCUGGGGUGUGCUUGAAGUGUUAGCUGCGCGUGCUGUGGCGUCAGAAGGCUGUCUGCUGGACCUGUGCCGUGGGGCGCACCGCUACCUGUCACACCGCCUUUCAGUGGCAGAGGAGGAGAUUUCUGGAUGAGGAGGGGUUUAGGCACUUGCUGGAGCUAUGGUGCCAGACCUCCAAGGGAUAGUGCUUUUUAGAAAGACCAAUUUCUGGUCAGGUCUGCAAAACAAGGAAGGUUAGGUGCUGCUACAGUGCUGGGUAAUACAUAAAGGAAGGGAGAUUUGAGUAACAGGCAUUCCAACAGUAGAAAGAAAACAGCGCUGUUCAGUCUCUGUCUUCACAAAAGUGCCUCCCAGGUGGCUGUUGGGUCCUUUUGUGGCUAGAAGCAGGUUUCACGGUGGUGUUUGCUCGCUCCCAGAUCGAUUUCCAAAUGCCACAAAAGUCAAGAACUCUUGUGAAUUCGAUAUGAACCAAAGACCUGGUGAGGAAGAAGGAAGGAGAAAGCUGCAUGGUCUGUACUCUAAAAUGCAGCUUU
Athene cunicularia (burrowing owl) is the source of this 2599-nucleotide messenger RNA. Its product is annotated as KAT8 regulatory NSL complex subunit 1-like. The record is from RefSeq and is a predicted model, not a curated record. Gene Ontology annotation, molecular function: histone acetyltransferase binding. Bases 1 to 2013 code for a protein of 670 amino acids. Lineage: Eukaryota; Metazoa; Chordata; Aves; Strigiformes; Strigidae. The transcript has 14 exons. Gene Ontology annotation, cellular component: NSL complex.